AUGCAUAAGAUACGUCUCUUCUACAGCUCGCUGUCGCUGUUCUUCCCCAGAAUGCCAAGGAGGUUGGCCAAGCCCUGGUGCAAAUGCAUUUCUAGCACGUGGGCAUUUAAUGCAGCCGCGGCCCCUGCAGAUCUCAAUAGGUUUGUUGCUCGGACCAAAACCUGUGGGGAACUGUGCUCUGCCGAUGUAGGUCAGGAAGUUACAUUGUGUGGAUGGAUUCAGUAUCGGAGGCAGGGGCAGUUUGUGGUUUUGAGAGACUUCCAGGGACUCACCCAAAUUCUCAUUCCUCAAGAUGAGGCUGCUUCCCAUCUGAAGAAGGUCUUAUGUGACGCGCCGGUUGAAUCUGUGGUGAGAGUGACUGGGAUGGUUGUUUCCCGGCCUCCAGGACAGACUAACCCUAGAAUGCCUACUGGUGAGAUUGAAGUGAAGGCAGAAACGGCAGAAGUCCUCAACUCCUGUAAGAAACUACCCUUUGAAAUGAAAGAUUUUAUCAAGAAAAACGAAGCCCUGCGAAUGCAGUAUCGGUAUUUAGACUUGCGCAGCAUCCAGCUGCAGCACAACCUACGACUGAGAUCCCAGGUGGUGAUGAAAAUGCGGGAAUACCUCUGCAACUGCUAUGGGUUUGUGGAUGUAGAGACUCCAACGCUGUUCAAGAAGACCCCUGGGGGCGCAAAGGAAUUCCUGGUGCCCUCGCAGGAACCUGGAAAAUUCUACUCACUCCCUCAGAGUCCUCAGCAGUUUAAGCAGCUACUGAUGAUAGGAGGCUUGGACAGGUACUUUCAGGUUGCUCGCUGCUACCGAGAUGAAGGCUCAAAGCCAGACAGGCAGCCUGAAUUCACUCAGAUUGAUAUUGAGAUGUCAUUUGUAGACCAGGCUGGUAUUCGGGCGCUGGUUGAGGGCUUGCUUCAGUAUUCCUGGCCUGAGGAAAAGGGGUCCCUUGAAACACCCUUCCCUUCAAUCAGCUACAGUGAGGCCCUGGCUGUCUAUGGGACUGAUAAGCCAGACACUCGCUUUGGAAUGAAGAUUGUUGAUGUCAGUCAUGUGCUCAGGAAUGUGGAAGCUGGAUUUUUACAGAGAUCCUUCAAUGAGCCUGAGGGCACAGUUAAAGCCAUUUGCAUUCCCCAAGGAGCAAAACACCUUCAGAAUAAAGACCUGGAGUCAUUAAAUGAAUUGGCUAAAUCCCAGUAUGACCAGGAAAUAAUGCACUUCAUUUUGAGAUCCGAUGGUAGCGUGAAGUCUCAACUCUGUAGAUACCUAAACGAAGAGCAGAAGUUGGAACUCAUCAGAACAGUUCAGGCCAACACAGAUGAUGUGGUGUUGUUGGCAGCUGGAGGUCAUAAGAAAGUGUGUUCUGCGUUGGGAAAAGUGCGCCUGGCAAGCGCCAAUCUUUUGGAAGAAAGAGGUGUGCCACUCCGCGACCCUUCUGCAUUUCACUUCUUGUGGGUGGUGGAUUUCCCACUGUUCCUCUUGAAAGAAGAAAACCCCAAUGAAUUGGAAUCUGCUCACCACCCCUUCACUGCCCCAUUCCCUUCUGAUGAACACCUCCUCUAUACUGAGCCUGCAAAGGUUCGAGGUCAGCACUAUGACCUAGUGCUGAACGGUAGUGAGAUUGGUGGUGGCUCAAUUCGAAUCCACAACGCAAAGCAACAACGUUUCAUUCUUGAGUCAGUGCUGAAGGAGGACUGUGAGCUGCUUUCUCACCUGCUUGAAGCUCUGGAUUCUGGAGCGCCCCCUCAUGGAGGAAUUGCACUAGGACUUGACAGGCUUAUCUCCCUCAUCGUUGGGGCUCCCAGCAUUCGAGACGUCAUCGCGUUUCCCAAAUCCUUCAGGGGAAGAGACCUGAUGAGCAGUGCUCCAGAUUACGUUGCCCCGGAAGAGCUUGAACCAUAUCACAUCCAAGUUGCAUGGCCUUCAGCACAAGCCAAGGCCAGUGCCAACUGA
Euleptes europaea (tarantolino) is the source of this 1941-nucleotide messenger RNA. It is a transcript of the gene DARS2, whose product is annotated as aspartyl-tRNA synthetase 2, mitochondrial. The record is from RefSeq and is a predicted model, not a curated record. Gene Ontology annotation, biological process: aspartyl-tRNA aminoacylation. Gene Ontology annotation, molecular function: nucleic acid binding; ATP binding; aspartate-tRNA ligase activity. The transcript is spliced from 17 exons. Lineage: Eukaryota; Metazoa; Chordata; Lepidosauria; Squamata; Sphaerodactylidae. Gene Ontology annotation, cellular component: cytoplasm; mitochondrion. The coding region runs from base 1 to 1941 and encodes 646 amino acids.